Saccharomyces eubayanus is the source of this 330-nucleotide messenger RNA. RefSeq lists its product as uncharacterized. The transcript has a single exon. The coding region runs from base 1 to 330 and encodes 109 amino acids. The record is from RefSeq and is a predicted model, not a curated record. Lineage: Eukaryota; Fungi; Ascomycota; Saccharomycetes; Saccharomycetales; Saccharomycetaceae.
AUGACAACCGAUAGAGAAGGGCAAGAAGAUGUUCAAUACAGGGUCUUGCAACGAGCUGAACUUGCACAUUCGAUUUGGAACUUGAGAUUUAACCUGGGCAAAGUCAUCAAACGGAUCCCUCCGGAAGGGACCGUUUUCCAUGAAAGACGAGCAAAGGAACCACAAUUAAAACUUGGACAGCAAGGCACCCGACUUUUCCAUCCGGAUUAUUUGUCUGAAGAAAACUUGCCGUUGAUUCGAGAGUUUAAGUGCUUGGAUUCUCCUCCACCUGUUCCGCCAAGCUCAUCACAAGAAGAAGAUAAAGAGACCACAGUCGACUCUCGGUACUGA